This is a messenger RNA of Hirsutella rhossiliensis, 1512 nucleotides long. RefSeq names its product phospholipase/Carboxylesterase domain-containing protein. The record is from RefSeq and is a predicted model, not a curated record. Lineage: Eukaryota; Fungi; Ascomycota; Sordariomycetes; Hypocreales; Ophiocordycipitaceae. The transcript is spliced from 6 exons. Gene Ontology annotation, biological process: protein depalmitoylation. Gene Ontology annotation, molecular function: carboxylic ester hydrolase activity; palmitoyl-(protein) hydrolase activity. Bases 1 to 1512 code for a protein of 503 amino acids. Gene Ontology annotation, cellular component: cytoplasm.
AUGCUGCUCGGCAGCUUCAGGGGCCUCGCGCUACUUACACCCAUAGCAGCUGCUCUUGCCCAAGACAACCAGCACCAUAGAUAUGAAGGCCUACAGGUCGGUCUCGGCGAGCCGGGCCUGACGAUUCACGGGAUCCCCUUUAGCACGAGGGCGCACUGGAUGAGACAGGCCAACGAAGCCCUGUACCAUGUAGCAAGGACGCCCUGUCCCUUUGAGGCGUUUGGGACCGUCAUCGUCAACCACACGGCCGGGGGACUCGGGGACCUGGUAUGCAUCGGGGCAAACAUGCGGAGUUCGACGGGGGAUCCGACAAUGCACGGAGAGAUCGCGGCCAUCCGCAACUGCAGCGCCAUCCUCACCGACCCAACCGGUCCCUACCGCCUGACAGCGCGCGAAGCCCUGGCCGCCUUCUCGCAGCUGACGCUCUACACCAACGCCGAGAGCUGCCCCAUGUGCGCCUCGGCCAUCUACUGGGCGGGGAUGAGAGAGUACGUCUACGGAACCGGCAUCGAGGCCAUGGUGCGCAAGGGCUGGGGCCAGGUGCGCAUGUCCUCGCCCGAGGUGCUCCGCCAGGCGUUCAACGUGGGCGGCGGGCCGACGAGGAUCCUGGGCGGCGUCUUGGCCAACGAGACGGAUGCAUAUCUGCUGUGGCAGUUUGACCCGGACCUCGUCAUUCCCGUCAUCGGCCUCAUCCUCUCGCUGCUCUCCCAACGCCACCUCUCCUCCCCCGCCUCGGGAAAUACUGCGACGACACCCGCCUCGGACAACAAGCUCACCUCGGCCACCAUGUCUUCUUCCAUCCGCCGGACGGCGCCCCUGGUGUUCCCGGCAGUCGGCAAACACACAGCCACAGUCUUCUUCGCCCACGGCUUGGGCGACUCGGGCGCCGGGUGGGCGGAUGCUGUGCAGCAUUGGCGCAGGAAACGGCGGCUCGACGAGGUCAAGUUUGUGCUGCCGAAUGCGCCCGUCAUGCCCAUUACCCUGAACAAUGGGUUCCCUAUGCCGGCCUGGUUCGACAUUAAAUCCCUAGCGCCGUCAAUCAACUCGCUGCAGGCCCGCGCCCUCAACGAAGAUGUCGCCGGCAUCCUCGAAUCCCGGGCCUACUUCCACUCCCUCAUCCAGGACGAGAUCUCGGCCGGCAUCCCCGCCCACCGCAUCGUCCUCGGCGGCUUCUCCCAGGGCGGCGCCUCGAGCAUCCUCGCCGGCCUCACCGCCCCCGUACAGAUUGGUGGCGUCGUCGCCCUCUCGUCAUGGCUCCUCCUCAGCCAGUCCUUCAAGGAGCACGUCCCCGAGGGCGACUUCAACAAGGCCACGCCCGUCUUCAUGGCGCACGGGGACAGGGACCAGAUGGUGCGCUACGAUCUGGCCAAGGCCAGUGCCGAGGCGCUGAAGAACAUGGGCUAUGACGUGACGCUCAAGACGUACCCGGGUAUGGAGCAUUCAGCCUGCGCAGAGGAGCUGGACGAAGUGGAAGCAUUCCUGAAAGAGAGACUCCCAAGUCAGGGGCAAUGA